This is a messenger RNA of Habropoda laboriosa, 495 nucleotides long. Its product is annotated as immunoglobulin domain-containing protein oig-1-like. NCBI's taxonomy places the organism in Eukaryota, Metazoa, Arthropoda, Insecta, Hymenoptera, Apidae. The record is from RefSeq and is a predicted model, not a curated record. Bases 1 to 495 code for a protein of 164 amino acids. The transcript is spliced from 3 exons.
AUGACGAGAUCUCAAAUAUUGUGCCUGUUCUUUUUUACCACUUUGUUGGUAAGCACAGACGCGGCAAAAGGUGGGGGAGGCAGAGGAGCUGGCAGACGUGGUGGCGGGAGAGUGUACAAGUCCCGAAUGCCUAUUCUCAUUCCUCACAGAAAUCCUGCCAGCGCCAAUUACUAUGAAAAUAAAGAUGGUGCGAAGAUAGUGAAAGCUUCACACUUUGAGUUAGACUACAUGCUGGGGAGAAAGAUCACUUUUUUUUGCAUGGCUACUGGAUUUCCAAGGCCUGAGAUCACCUGGUUGAAAGAUGGAAUUGAAUUGUAUCAACACAAAUUCUUUCAGGUACACGAGUGGCCUGUUGGUAAUGACACGUUAAAAUCGAAAAUGGAAAUUGACCCUGCCACGCAGAAAGAUGCGGGAUAUUACGAGUGUCAAGCGGAUAAUCAAUAUGCGGUUGAUCGUCGUGGCUUCAGAACAGAUUACGUCAUGAUCUCUUAUUGA